Molecule: messenger RNA, 894 nt
Organism: Lactuca virosa
Lineage: Eukaryota; Viridiplantae; Streptophyta; Magnoliopsida; Asterales; Asteraceae
Source: the annotation of a GenBank genome assembly
AUGGAGAGAGGGAAAUCCGAAGAGUGGCAGCAAGUUCAACGAAGGAAACAAUAUGGGAGGGAGUUCGACAUCAACGGGAAGGCUGUCACUUCUACUUCCAAAACUUUCCUCCAGAUUGGACUGAAGCAGCGUUGUGGAAGACUUUUAGGAGAUACGGGGCCGUUUCUUCGAAUCCCAGAUGUUCUUUCAUUUGAAAAGAGGCUAAAUGGGAUCUAUAUUGGAGCACAGAAGAUCGAUGUAAAUGUGGCUAAAUUCGAUAGGAAGGAGCUGGCCAUAAGAAACAAUUCGCAAGGGCGGCAAAAUGGACCUGGCUCCUCCCAAAAGUCUCACCUGAGGGGCAACAAAUCUUUCGCUAAUGCAGUUAAAGGAAUAAAUCAUCCUGUGGAGGAUGCCAGGAACAUGGAGAACUCAAAAGCAGGUGAGGGGACAAGAAAGACAGCUGAUGAGGAAUCAUGUAAGAAAACCAUCAAUUUGUUAUCCUCUGCGGAGGUAAAAGAGUACAUGCAAAAUACUCUACUGGUAGGAGAGGUUGAAAACUUCCAAGCUCUCAUGAACGUGAAAGCUUUUCAAGAAGUCGAGGGAUGCCAAUCGAUUAACAUGCGAUACCUGGGGGGAUUAAAAAUGCUCAUUGAGUUCGCUAAUGUAAACGUGAAAGACAAUUUCCUAAGGAAUGGAGCGGAAAUAUGGCAGCCAUGGUUCAAAAGUCUCAAGCAGUGGCGCGUAGAAGAUAAUCAUAAUGAAAGGGUGGCUUCUAUAAUUAUUCAGGGCGUACCCCAACAGGCUUGGUGUGAAGAAGCUUUCAGCAUCAUUGCAAGCGAUUGGGGAACUGUGUUAUCCCUGAAGAAUGUGUUACUGACUCCCCUAAUCUGGCUUUCGGUAGGGUUGGAAUUCUAA